Molecule: messenger RNA, 1482 nt
Organism: Purpureocillium lilacinum
Lineage: Eukaryota; Fungi; Ascomycota; Sordariomycetes; Hypocreales; Ophiocordycipitaceae
Product: phosphogluconate dehydrogenase (decarboxylating) gnd1
Biological process (GO): pentose-phosphate shunt; pentose-phosphate shunt, oxidative branch
Cellular component (GO): cytosol
Molecular function (GO): NADP binding; phosphogluconate dehydrogenase (decarboxylating) activity
Source: RefSeq, a predicted model, not a curated record
AUGUCUGGCCCCGUCGCUGAUCUGGGCCUCAUCGGCCUUGCUGUCAUGGGACAGAACCUCAUCAUGAACAUGGCCGACCACGGUUUCACCAUCUGCGCCUUCAACCGAACCGUCUCCAAGGUCGACCGGUUCCUGGAGAACGAGGCCAAGGGCAAGUCCAUUGUCGGCGCCCACACUGUCGAGGAGUUCGUCAGCAAGCUCAAGUCUCCCCGCCGCGUCAUGCUGCUCGUCCAGGCCGGCGCUGCCGUCGACGACUGGAUUGCCAAGCUCGUCCCUCUCCUGUCCAAGGGAGACAUCAUCAUCGAUGGUGGCAACUCCCACUUCCCCGACUCCAACCGCCGCACCCAGGAGCUCCUGGCCAAGGGCAUCCGCUUCGUCGGCUCCGGUGUCUCCGGUGGUGAGGAGGGUGCCCGCUACGGCCCCUCCCUCAUGCCCGGCGGUAAUGAGGAGGCCUGGCCGCACAUCAAGGACAUCUUCCAGAGCAUCGCCGCCAAGAGCGACGGUGAGGCCUGCUGCGAGUGGGUCGGUGACGAGGGUGCUGGUCACUACGUCAAGAUGGUUCACAACGGCAUCGAGUACGGUGACAUGCAGCUCAUCUGCGAGGCCUACGACAUCAUGAAGCGUGGCCUCGGUCUCUCCAGCAAGGAGAUUGGUGACGUCUUCGCCAAGUGGAACAAGGGCGUUCUGGACUCGUUCCUCAUCGAGAUCACCCGCGACAUCAUGUACUACAAUGACGACGAUGGCAAGCCCCUCGUCGACAAGAUCCUGGACAAGGCCGGCCAGAAGGGUACCGGCAAGUGGACCGCCGUCAACGCCCUGGAUCUCGGCAUGCCCGUCACCCUGAUUGCCGAGGCCGUCCUGUCCCGCUGCCUGUCCGCCAUCAAGGACGAGCGCGUCCAGGCCUCGUCCAAGCUCGAGUUCGUCAGCCGCAACAACGGCAAGUUCUCUGGCGACAAGGCGCAGUUCCUCGAGGACCUCGAGCAGGCCCUCUACGCCUCCAAGAUUAUCUCGUACGCCCAGGGCUUCAUGCUCAUGCAGGAGGCCGCCCGCGAGUACAAGUGGAAGCUCAACAAGCCCUCCAUCGCCCUCAUGUGGCGUGGUGGCUGCAUCAUCCGCUCCGUCUUCCUCAAGGACAUCACGGCCGCUUACCGCAAGCAGCCCGAGCUGACGAACCUGCUGUUCGACGACUUCUUCAACAAGGCCAUCCACAAGGCCCAGCCCGGCUGGAGAGACGUGGUCGCCCAGUCUGCUCAGCUGGGUAUCCCGACACCCGCCUUCUCGACGGCGCUGUCGUGGUUUGACGGCUACCGCACCAAGGACCUGCCCGCCAACCUGCUCCAGGCCCAGCGUGACUACUUUGGUGCCCACACCUUCCGCAUCAAGCCCGAGUUUGCCAGCAGCAAGUACCCCGAGGGCCAGGACAUCCACGUCAACUGGACCGGCCGUGGCGGCAACGUCUCUGCCUCGACGUACCAGGCUUAA